Molecule: messenger RNA, 1469 nt
Organism: Cornus florida
Lineage: Eukaryota; Viridiplantae; Streptophyta; Magnoliopsida; Cornales; Cornaceae
Product: metalloendoproteinase 2-MMP-like
Exons: 1
Coding region: 265-1374 (369 amino acids)
Biological process (GO): extracellular matrix organization; collagen catabolic process; proteolysis
Cellular component (GO): extracellular matrix
Molecular function (GO): zinc ion binding; metalloendopeptidase activity
Source: RefSeq, a predicted model, not a curated record
UUAGUUGAAUUGUCUACGUAAAACCGGCGGGCGAAAUAAUUCAAACAGAAAAACAAAAAUUUCAACGCGUCAUGGCUUGACGAAGACAUCUACACCAAUAAAAUCAAUACAAUACACCUACUAGCGCCAACAUCGCCAAUCCUUCACAAUUCAUUACCUUCAUUACUUUUGCCAUUCACAAUCUAUCAAAAACAUCCAUUACUCUCUCAAUCCCGAUAUCUUUCCAUUUGUCGAUAUUUGAAAUUAAAGAAAAUUUAGUUCAUUAUGAAUUAUCAUUUAUUGAUAGUCAUAGUUUCUGUGUUGCUUUUCGCGAAUUCGAUCUCGGGUUUGCCUCAUUUCUUCCCGAACGCAUCCUUUAUUCCGCCGUCGCAAAAUCCAAAUGCGACGGCCAGUGCGUGGGAACCUUUUCACAAGUUCGCCGGCUGUCAUUCAGGCGAGAAAGUCGAGGGCUUAAAGAGACUCAAACAGUAUUUUCAGUACUUCGGUUAUAUUAACAACUCGUCGUCGGCGAACUUCACCGAUGACUUCGACGACGCUCUCGAGUCGGCCAUCAAGACUUACCAGCUCAACUUCAACCUCAACGCCACCGGCUUGCUCGAUGAACCGACGAUCAAUCAGCUCCUCCGCCCGAGAUGCGGCAAUGCCGACAUCGUCAACGGCACCAGCUCUAUGAAUUCCGGCAAGGCGCCGUCGUCGGCGGGGUCGCUGCACCUCCAUACCGUGGCUCACUACUCGUUCUUCCCAGGCACGCCGCGGUGGCCGGCGAGCAACACCGAUCUGACGUACGGGUUCCUGCCGGAGAACCAGCUCACGGACACCGUCAAGGCCGUGUUCGCGCGCGCCUUCCAGCGCUGGUCGGCGGUUAUACCGAUGACGUUCACGGAGACGUCGUCGUUCAACAACGCCGACAUCAGGAUAGGGUUUUUCAGCGGCGACCACGGCGACGGGGAGCCGUUCGACGGCGUCCUCGGAACCCUGGCGCACGCGUUUUCGCCGCCAAGCGGGAGGUUUCAUUUGGACGGCGACGAGAAUUGGGUGGUCGACGGUGACGUGACAGCGUCGUCGGUGGUGUCGGCGGUGGAUCUUGAAUCGGUGGCGGUUCACGAGAUCGGGCAUUUGCUAGGGUUAGGGCACUCGUCGGUGGAGGAAGCGAUCAUGUAUCCGACGAUAGCGUCGGGGACGAGGAGGGUCGAGCUCGCCGGUGACGACAUACAGGGGAUUCAGGUCCUGUAUGGUUCGAACCCCAAUUACAAUGGCUCGGCCGCUCCUUCAACUCAGGAGGGAGAAACUGGUAAUAGUGGGGCCCACUCUGUGGGACCACUGUGGGGCCAGAGAUUACUGUUGGCCUUCGGAUUAGUGUUGUUGAUAUUGUAAUUUUUAUUUUUUUAUUCUUCUUUUUCUUUUAUAUACAUUUUUUUAUACAGUUGUAUACUAUACAGAUAAGAGGUAUAAACACAGUGUUUAUGUUA